AUGACUGAGGCAAAGACCUCUCCGCUCAAGGUCAAGCAUCUAUACACUUACCCUAUCAAAUCUAUCCGCGGUCUCUCCCUCCCAGCCCUCCCCAUCUCCCCACUCGGGCCCUCGCACGACCGCCGCUUCAUGCUCAUCGCCAUGGAGACAAUCGAUCCCAAAACCAACCUACCCUCAAACAUGCACGUCAGCAAAUUCGAGGAGAUGUGCCUCUUCACCACCCACCUGCCGGACGGCAACGAUGACAACCCCAGCAUGACCGCCGAGCAAAUCGCCGCUCUCACGGAAAUUGAGGUGCGCUACGCCAAGGACCACUGCUUCAAGGACACCGCGAAGAAGGUGUCAAUGGAGGCGUUACGAGUACCGCUGAGUCCUGGCACAGAAGACCUGCAGACGGUCAAGGUGCGGAUGCACGGCAGUCCGACGGUCGCUUACGACAUGGGUGCCAAGUACAACGGAUGGUUCAGCGAGCGCUUUGGGUACGAGGUCAAGCUGCUUUAUCUGGGCGAGCACCGGAGGAAAGUGCUGGGCAAUGUGGCACCAGCGGUGGCGGCCGCGCAGGCCAGAGGCGAGAUGGCUCAAUAUGACGGGUUGAAGAACUUGCCGGAGGGCGAAGGCGAUGGCAGCGGGGGAUGGUGGAGUGGAAUCAGCAGCGCCGUGGCGCGCAUGGCGGCGAAUCUGCCCGGCGCGGCCGCGGCAGGCCUCAAUGGCAACGAGGGAGAAGGCGUGGAUAUAGGUAUCGGCUUUGCGGACGUGGCGCCGUUCCUUGUCAUCAGUACGAAGAGCUGGGAGAACGCCAGCUCGCGCUUGCCGGAUGGGCAGGAGAUGGAUAUCACCAAGUUUCGGCCAAAUAUCGUGGUGGAGGGCGCGGAUGAGGCAUUCGACGAGGACUAUUGGGGGGAGUUGAUCUUCGGUGGGGGGAAGGAGGCCGUGAGGAUCAUACUUACGCAGAACUGUGCGAGGUGUAACAGCCUCAAUGUUGAUUUCCGAACUGGCAAAGUCGGCGAGGGCGAAGAUGGGAAGAUACUGAAGUUAUUGAGUAAGGACCGUAGAGUCGACCCGGGAAGUAAGUGGAGUCCAAUCUUUGGACGUUAUGGGUUUCUUGGAGGCAAGGGAGAGGCGAGCCUGAACGUGGGUGAUCAGGUGGAGGUAGGUAAACGAAACGAGGCCAGGACGUCGUGGGAGUGGCCCGGCCUCGGAACGUACCCGAAGCAGACUUGA
Messenger RNA from Cyphellophora europaea CBS 101466, 1221 nucleotides. RefSeq lists its product as uncharacterized. The record is from RefSeq and is a predicted model, not a curated record. NCBI's taxonomy places the organism in Eukaryota, Fungi, Ascomycota, Eurotiomycetes, Chaetothyriales, Cyphellophoraceae. Gene Ontology annotation, molecular function: catalytic activity; molybdenum ion binding; pyridoxal phosphate binding. The transcript is spliced from 3 exons. Bases 1 to 1221 code for a protein of 406 amino acids.